Parastagonospora nodorum SN15 is the source of this 921-nucleotide messenger RNA. RefSeq lists its product as hypothetical. The record is from RefSeq and is a predicted model, not a curated record. Lineage: Eukaryota; Fungi; Ascomycota; Dothideomycetes; Pleosporales; Phaeosphaeriaceae. The transcript has a single exon. The coding region runs from base 100 to 702 and encodes 200 amino acids.
AGGCCGGUCCAUCAACACAAUCCAUACUAGUACAUUCACUUCUUUCAUACCUAACUUCACCAAAACGAGCUAGUCUCUUUUCCAACACAACCAAUCAUAAUGCUUUUCUCAUCAAUCUUCGCUGCUACCGCCAUGGUUGGCGCCGCUGUUGCAGAGCAGCACUUCAUCUCUGUCGCCAACAGGACUGGCGGACUCGUCUUCGUGCCUGAGACCCUCACUGCAGCUGAGGGUGAUACAGUCACUUUCCGCUUCUGGCCCAAGAACCACUCUGUCGCCCAAAGCACAUUCGCCCAGCCAUGUUCGCCCAUGAACAACGGUUUCUGGUCCGGCUUUGUUCCCACUACCGAUAGUCAAAAGGUCGCAGACAUGACCUUCACCAUGGAAGUUAAGAACGCCUCAGCGCCCAUCUGGUUCUACUGCACCCAGGGCCAGCAUUGUCAGGCUGGUAUGGUCGGUGUCAUCAACCCUCCCCGACAAGGCCCCAACACCCUGGCCGCUUACAAGAACGCCUCCUCUCUUGCUCAGAGAAACGUCUCUCCCACUUCAACCGCUGGUGCUGGUGGCAUGAUCCAGAUGGGCAACGGUACUGCGGACAACACAACUGGCUCUGGAGCACCUUCUGCAACUGGUGCCGCAUCGCACCUUGCUGGUAGCGCUGCUUUCGCUGGUCUUUCCGGCCUGUUCGCUUACCUCCUCAUUUAAGCGCUUCGAAAAGAAAUGGUGGACAAUAUUACGAAACAUUUGCAUUGUACAUACGAGCAUGUUUUGAGGAUGAUGUAUUGUGGACGUCUGCAUUGCCAUAGUGGCAUGGAAAUGGAGUAGGGCCAUGAUGGCAUCUCCGAGAUUGAUCUCGAUUGGGUUAAAUUUUGUUUGGCGUGCAUAGUAUGAUCGAAUACAGAAUGAACUAGUAUGGACUUCAAA